This is a messenger RNA of Dermatophagoides pteronyssinus (European house dust mite), 2340 nucleotides long. RefSeq names its product DC-STAMP domain-containing protein 2-like. Gene Ontology annotation, cellular component: membrane. Lineage: Eukaryota; Metazoa; Arthropoda; Arachnida; Sarcoptiformes; Pyroglyphidae. The record is from RefSeq and is a predicted model, not a curated record.
AAUUCGAUUUGGAACUAUUUCAAUUGCAUUAUAAAUAAUGAAUAUUUGCCUGUUGAAGUGAAACAGUAUUGUUAUUUUUCGAAACAAAGAAUGGGUGCCAUACUAAGUUCGUUCAUCAAUGUUCCUCUGCGAGUGAUUCGCCGUCUGAGUAUCUGGUAUAAUAUUAGAAAAUUGAAAGCAAUCAAAGUCAAGAAAGCAAAACAACGACUAAUACAACAAUUGGAAGAAAAAGAAAAACUUGGAUAUGUUGUGCCACGCGAUUUUGAUCACGAUCUGGAUGAUGGACAAAAAGGUCGAUUCGACAGCUAUCUUGAUCUGCUGAAAUACCUAUUCCUCAGGCAUCAAUUGCGGUUUUUGUCGGCAUUGAUGAAAGAGAAUACGAAAGAGAAUGACAUUGCCAAACGUCUUUGUUUGUUUUGGAUGGGUGUUAGCUAUACUUUGAUCUAUUUUUACGUUCAGGUAUAUGUGUUUGAAAAAUUUCAGAGCUUGACAUUGUUGUUAGUGAUAGUGAUGGGCAUCGUUACCAUAGUAUUGCCUCAAUUUUCUAGCAAAGCACAAGGGUUUGCAUUGAUUCUGAUUCCUCGCAGUGUGAUGAUUCUAUUGCGCGGUGCCAUUCUCAGUACCAUUGGCUUUCAAAUCCAUGUUGUCACUCGCCAUAAUAUCGAAAAAAACUAUAAAAUAUUAACCGCUUGCAUUAAAUGCAAUAUUCGCAAAACUGGACGCUUCAAAGCAAAAGCGUUCACCUACGGUUUUCGCAAUUCGCAAGGAGAAAAAAGUUUCCGAUUCACUUUCGACAAUCCAUUCAAAGCAUUUCUCGAUUGGAUCAGAUGGUACGCUCAAUCCAUUCAAAAUUUACUCCAACGCAUGAAAGAAUUUAUUUUGAAACCAAUUGAAAAGGUGGCCGAAUGGUUGGUGUGGAUACACAGCUAUGUUCCAAUAUUUUCCAUUCCCAAACUGUUUAUCGAUAACGUUGCCGUUCCCGUCAAGGAUUUCGUAGUGAAUCUGAUGAAAAAAAUUGGCAGAGAAAUUGCCAGUUGGUUCACAGUGAGAUUGCAAUCAAAUUAUCACUACAAUUGGCAAAGUUCCCAGCCAAACAUAACCAUUAAAUCGGUCAUAUUCGAUUCGUUGGGCGAAGUUUACGAGAAACACUCCUAUUUGCAAUAUUUAAUCAGUUUGGUGAAUUACAUGGUCCAUUUCUAUGUAAUAUCGGUGUUUGCAUUGAUAUUCCUUCCACCCCUCUAUUAUAUGUAUCAAUUCAGACGUAGUCGAGAAUUCGACAAUUUCUACAUAACCGACAAAUUGAUUGCCUAUGAUGAAGAAAUGGUGGCCAAAGGCGGACUACAAUCAUUAUUUCCUUUGGGUCUAUUCGAACAAUUCAUGUAUGUUCGACGCACCGAUCCAAUAUUGACGAUCGAAGAAAUGAAUGCUGCAGUCCAAUCGUUCGGCGUCGAUUUUGCUUUAAUGUUUUAUUGCCUCAUGUUCAUAUUGUUCGAUAUAAUGAUGUAUUCGGUGACUGCGCAAGUGGGCAAAAUCUUAUCAUUAAUCUACGAUCUGUUAUUGCCCGAACAAUUUCCUUCCAUUCUACAAUUCAUUAAUAGAACCAAGGCAUCGGGCAAAAAUACUUUUCUCGAUACCGAAACGUUUGUGCUAGAAUAUCGUAAAUUUCGUCUCGAUAUUCGAAAAUGUCUGCCCUCGCCAUCGCAAAUCGAUUGGGAACCGUAUCGGCGACUGGCGGUCUUUUUCUUUUUAUUGUUGCUUUGGAAAUAUAUGCGGCCAUACAUAAGUCGUAGCCGUGGAGCCAUUUGUGCACACCUUUUUCCCAAUACAAGCCAUUCACGUGUUGUCUAUCUCUACAAUAAAAUCUGGUUUCAACGAAUGAUAAAGGAUGCCAUGUAUACCCUCAUGAAUAUCGAAAGCAAUCCAGCAGCUACUAGGCAAUAUUAUGCUCGUCGAAAAGCAAUGCAACAAAUUGAACAAGAAAGACUCAAUAAGGCCCACGGUGGUUUCCACUUCAUGGAUAUGCUGUUGGCUGGUGCAAAUGCUUCACCGUUGCUGAAAUGUAGCCGAUGUCAUCAAGCUUACGAACGCGAAGAAAUGCUGGCUUGUCCAAAUGAGAGAUGCUUGUUUAUAUUAUGCGAGCAAUGCUAUCGAAUUGUCGUCAACAAAAAAGAUGUUUAUUGCGAACUAUGUGGCGAACAUCUUGAAGAAAUGGGCGAUGAAGGUGUUGAAAUCUCCCAAGUGGCAGAUUCGAGCCUGGAUGAAGAACUCGAUUUCUAAAUGCAUGCCCAACACCUAACACCAGCACUCAUUCUCUCUCUCUCUCUCUCUCUCUCUAUUUAU